Molecule: messenger RNA, 2805 nt
Organism: Halteromyces radiatus
Lineage: Eukaryota; Fungi; Mucoromycota; Mucoromycetes; Mucorales; Cunninghamellaceae
Product: Phosphatidylinositolglycan class N-domain-containing protein
Exons: 9
Coding region: 37-2805 (922 amino acids)
Biological process (GO): GPI anchor biosynthetic process
Cellular component (GO): endoplasmic reticulum membrane
Molecular function (GO): mannose-ethanolamine phosphotransferase activity
Source: RefSeq, a predicted model, not a curated record
CAUUAUUCUAAUAUAGAUAUACUAUUCAUACCACUAAUGUUAUCGCGUGAAGCAUUAUUGGUGAUUGGUGUAGUCUUCCAUAUCAUCUAUCUCUUUAGUAUAUUUGAUAUAUACUUUACUUCACCUUUAGUUCAUGGCAUGAAUCAUCACCGAAGUCCUGUUCCUCCACCUGCUGACCGCGUUGUCCUAAUAGUAGGCGAUGGACUACGAGCAGAUAAACUUUUUGAAUUGGAAACUAAUGGAUCAAGUCGCGCACCUUAUCUACGAAGUAUCGUCAAGGAACAAGGAGCAUGGGGUAUAUCACACACUCGUGUACCAACAGAAUCACGGCCUGGUCAUGUUGCUAUCAUUGCUGGUUUUUAUGAAGAUGUCAGUGCUGUCACUACCGGUUGGACUAUGAACCCUGUACACUUUGACUCUGUAUUCAAUCAAUCUCGUCACACUUGGUCUUUUGGUUCACCUGAUAUUUUACCAAUGUUUCAACAUGGAGCUAGUGAUAUUUCUCGGGUGGAUGCAUUUAUGUAUCCACACGAGUUUGAAGAAUUCUCUGGAGAUGCAUCACAUUUGGAUACUUGGGUAUUUGAUCAUGUCAGAACACUCUUUAAGAAUGCUACUCAUGAUAAGCAAUUAGAUCAUCAACUACGUCAAAACAAGAACGUAUUCUUUUUACAUCUUUUGGGCCUGGAUACCAAUGGUCAUGCUCAUCGACCUUACUCGAAAGAAUACUAUGAUAAUAUUGGCUUGGUGGAUCGUGGGGUCAAGGAUAUGGUAGAACUAAUCGAAAAUUUUUAUGGUCAUGACGGUAAAACAAGUUAUGUUUUUACAGCAGAUCAUGGUAUGAACAAUCGAGGUGCUCAUGGCGAUGGACAUCCUGACAAUACUCGAACUCCUAUCAUUGCUUGGGGUGCAGGUAUUCGAAAACCUAUUUUAUCUUCACGUGGUCAUGACGAUAUUUCUGCAACUUGGAAACUGGAUCAAUAUGAAAGACAGGAUGUUUUACAGGCUGAUAUUGCUCCUCUUAUGUCACAUUUGGUUGGUAUACAAUACCCUGCGAAUUCAGUCGGUCAGUUACCUUUGGCUUAUUUGGAUGCGGAUGAAUAUACCAAAGCCGAAGCUGCUUUUGCCAAUGCCCGGGAAAUUCUUGCUCAAUAUGAAAUGAAGCAUGAUGAAAAGCAAGAUCAUGAACUCUUUUUUAAAUCUUUCCCUCCACUCUCUGGUCAACAUAGUCCUACCUUUUACAUCAACUCUAUUCAACAAUUAAUCGACUCGAAAGAUUACAUUGGUGCGGAAAAAAUGUCUCGUCAAUUGAUUGCAUUGUCUUUAGAAGGUCUUCGGUAUUUCCAAACAUAUGAUUGGUUUUUCCUUCGAGGGGUCAUCACGGCUGGAUUUGUUGGUUGGUGUAUCUAUUGUCUUGAAUUUGUCCUUCGACAAUACUUGAUCUCUACACCAAUCUCAGUUUGGUCGUAUGGGAUCAAAACAAUGGUGGAUAUUGUAUCAGGUUUGGUAUUCUUGACAUUGGCUGGUAUGAUUUGGAUACAAAAGAUGCCAUCCCUUUACUACGCAUAUGUGUUUUUCCCAGUCUUCUUUUGGAAUCAAAUCAUUCAAAAUGUGGGUACUCUUAGAAUCUCUGGUGAUCUUGUUUUAAAACAAGGCUAUUUCAAACCGGUUAUGACUGUGAUGAGCACAUUACUGAUUCUUGAAGCAUUGGUAUACAGUUUUUUCGAAAGAGAAAUAUUAUCCGUCAUAUUUAUUUUAAUCUCCUUUUGGCCCUUGGUGAUGCCAGACAAGAUGAAAAAGAACCAUAUUUCUCUCUUGGCAAUUUGGAUGUUAGGUUGUUGGAGUACAAGUAUCUUUACAAUGUUACCGGUGGAAAAGGAUGCUGAUAUCAUGCUAGUAGUGUGGGGUGGCUUACUUGGCUUGAUUCUUGGUCUUCUUCUUGUCUGGUCCUUGAAAUCAAAUAAUCGCAUUGAUAAUCAAGACACUACUCUGCUUCUUUGUCAGUUAUUGGCCAAUGGAUUGAGUAUUGUUCUUGUUUAUUCAGUUACUAUCAGUCAACAAGGCAAACAAGAAAGAUUACCUUUUUUGAAUCAAAUCAGUAACUGGAUUAUUGUGGGUGCUAGCAGUGUGUUUCCAUUUAUCUACCGUGGAAAACAUGAUCAAGAUUAUCUAGCUCGUCUAUUGACCAUCUGUUUUGCGUUUGCACCAUUGAUGACUCUUCUCAGUGUAUCUUAUGAAAUGUUAUUUUAUGUCUGCUUGUGUAUGACAGUAUUAACUUGGCUCGAAUUGGAACGUAGACUCUAUCAAGGAAAAGGACAACCUGGUAUGCAACAGCGAUCAUUACAAUCAAAUGACAUUCGUACGGUACUUCUCUUCCUCUUCUUUAUCAAUGUUGGUUUCUUUGGUACAGGCAAUGUGGCAUCGAUGAGUAGUUUUACUUUAGAAAGUGUAUAUCGAUUUGUUACUGUAUUCAGUCCUUUCUUGAUGGGAGCAUUAUUGAUUACCAAAGUGUUGAUUCCCUUUUUUGUGAUCUCAUCUGUAUUUGGCGUACUGACUACUAGUUUGGAUUUACCUCCUUUUAGUUUAUUCCUUUGUGUAGUGGCUAUUACUGAUAUUCAAACUAUCAACUUUUUUUAUUUUGUCUCUGAUUAUGGUAGUUGGUUAGAAAUUGGUACUAGUAUUAGUCAUUUUUGUAUCGCUGAAUUGUUUAUUAUUUUUACUAUUUUAUUAUUUUUACUCUCUCGUUGGUUGGUUGGACAUCUUUCAAGUUUUUCUACUCAAGUCGAACAUCAUAUUAAAUUACACUAG